GUAUAUAUAUAAAGCAACGCCCACGCCGUCUACCGCCGAAACCCUAGGCGUAUCACUUCUGCUUCAGCCAAGAACAUCGUUGGGGAAUCAGAUUGCUUCCGGUACAAAUGGCUCCAGCUAAAGUUGAUCCCGCCAAGAAGAAGGCAGACCCAAAGGCUCAGGCUUUGAAGACUGCCAAAGCAGUUAAAACAGGUUCAACAGCCUUUAAGAAGGUCAAGAAGAUACGCACAAAAGUUACCUUCCAUCGGCCUAGGACAUUAAAGAAGGAGAGGAACCCCAAGUACCCUCGCAUUAGUGCUCCUCCGCGGAAUAAACUUGACCACUACCAGAUUCUGAAAUACCCUCUCACCACAGAAUCUGCAAUGAAGAAGAUUGAGGACAACAACACACUGGUGUUCAUUGUGGACAUUCGUGCUGAUAAGAAAAAAAUUAAGGAUGCUGUGAAGAAGAUGUAUGACAUUCAGACCAAGAAAGUGAAUACCCUUGUCAGGCCUGAUGGUACCAAGAAGGCGUAUGUUAGAUUGACACCCGACUACGAUGCUCUUGACGUGGCCAACAAAAUUGGAAUCAUUUAAGCAAGCAGAUCCCCUCCCAUUAUGUGUUUGUUAUCGAUGAAGACAUCCUUUUCCAUUAUUAUUAUUUUAGAUGGUAGUGUGGAUUUGUAUUUCCUCAAAUUCUACAACACUCAUAUGUUCCAGUUAUUUCGCUUUUUCA
Messenger RNA from Andrographis paniculata, 714 nucleotides. RefSeq names its product 60S ribosomal protein L23a. The record is from RefSeq and is a predicted model, not a curated record. Gene Ontology annotation, biological process: ribosomal large subunit assembly; translation. Gene Ontology annotation, molecular function: rRNA binding; structural constituent of ribosome. Gene Ontology annotation, cellular component: cytosolic large ribosomal subunit; ribosome. The transcript has 4 exons. Lineage: Eukaryota; Viridiplantae; Streptophyta; Magnoliopsida; Lamiales; Acanthaceae. The coding region runs from base 108 to 575 and encodes 155 amino acids.